This is a messenger RNA of Suncus etruscus (white-toothed pygmy shrew), 1360 nucleotides long. Its product is annotated as cyclic AMP-dependent transcription factor ATF-2-like. Gene Ontology annotation, biological process: regulation of transcription by RNA polymerase II. The record is from RefSeq and is a predicted model, not a curated record. The transcript has a single exon. Gene Ontology annotation, molecular function: cAMP response element binding; DNA-binding transcription factor activity, RNA polymerase II-specific. NCBI's taxonomy places the organism in Eukaryota, Metazoa, Chordata, Mammalia, Eulipotyphla, Soricidae.
AAGGAAGGAAGGAAGGAAGGGAGAGGCGGACCCGGUGCCCCGGGAAGGGAUUCUUGGAAGCUUGAGGAUUACUGCUUAGUUGAUUAAAGCUAAGGGAGUUCCUUGCAGCAGAGUAAAUAAAGCUUAUGGCCCAACACCUAGAAAGUAACUUUGCCAUGAAAAAGAGGACGUGAUAAGCUGUUCAACUUAUGAAAUUCAAUUUAUAUGUGAAUUCUGCCAGGCAAUACAAAGAUCUGUGGAAUAUGAGUGAUGACAAACCCUUUCUAUGCACUGCGCCUGGAUGUGGCCAGCGUUUUACCAACGAGGAUCAUUUGGCUGUCCAUAAACAUAAACUUGAGAUGACACUGAAAUUUGGUCCAGCACGUAAUGACAGUGUCAUUGUGGCUGAUCAGACCCCAACACCAACAAGAUUGCUGAAAAACUGUGAAGUGGGUUUGUUUAAUGAGUUGGCAAGUCCAUUAGAGAAUGAAUUCAAGAAAGCCUCAGAAGAUGACAUUUAAAAAAAAAUGCCUCUAGAUUUAUCCCCUCUUGCAACGCCGAUCAUAAGAAGUAAAACUGAGGAGCCUUCUGUUGUAGAAACAACUCACCAAAAUAGUCCUUUACCUCACACAGAGUCUACUACAAGUGACAAAAAGGAAGUACCAUUGGCACAAACUGCACAUCCCACAUCAGCUAUCGUUCGUCCAGCAUCAUUACAGGUUCCCAAUGUUCUGCUUACAAGUUCAGACUCAAGUGUGAUUAUUCAACAGGCUGUACCUUCACCAACCUCAAAUACUGUAAUCACCCAGGCACCAUCCUCUAAUAGGCCUAUUGUUUCUGUACCAGGCCCAUUCCCCCUUCUGUUACAUCUUCCUAAUGGACAAACCAUGUCUGUUGCUAUUCCUGCAUCAAUCACAAGUUCUAAUAUGUACGUUCCAACUGCAGUUCUACUUGUUCGACCGGUCACCAUGGUGCCUAGUGUUCCAGGAAUUCCAGGUCCGUCUUUCCCUCAACCAGUCCAGUCAGAAGCAAAACUGAGAUUGAAAGCUGCUUUGACCCAGCAACAUCCCCCAGUUACUAAUGGUGAUACUGUCAAAGGUCAUGGGAGUAACUGAAUCGGAAUCAAUCAGAAGAAUCUCGACCACAGUCAUUGUAGCAGCCAGCCACAUCCACCACAGAAACUCCUGCAUCUUCAGCUGAUAUAAACACCACAGACGCAAAGUACAAGUGGUUGUCGAAGAAGAGCAGCUAAUGAGGAUCCUGAUGAGAAAAGGUGAAAGUUUUUGGAGUGAAACAGACCAACAGCUUCAAGAUGCCGACAGAAGAGGAAAGUCUGGGUUCAGUCUUUAGAGAAUAAAGCAGAAGACUUGAGUUCAUUAAA